Chironomus riparius is the source of this 923-nucleotide messenger RNA. The record is from the annotation of a GenBank genome assembly. NCBI's taxonomy places the organism in Eukaryota, Metazoa, Arthropoda, Insecta, Diptera, Chironomidae.
AUUUGAACUAAAAUCUUGCAAAGAUGUUUAAAUUUGUUCUUCUGAUUCAAUUGAUAGCAUUUUUAGGAACAGCUUCAGCUGAUGUUGAAGUUGCACCUCAAAUUGUUGGCGGCAAUGACGCACGGCCUGGUCAGUUUCCUUACAUGGUGUCAAUACAAACGGCUGGAUAUCGUGGAAGUCAUGGGUGUGGAGCUGGAAUCAUUAACGAACGCUGGAUCCUUAGUGCAGCUCACUGCUUACUGAACGACCGAACUGAACUGUAUGCCUUAAUUGUCGGAACUAUUCGAAUGGACGAAGAUGGAGAUGUUUACAGCGUUGAGCAGAUUGUUCGUCAUCCAUCUUAUGUGAUUAAUGUUCCUCCAUUCUAUACCAGCAACUGGUUUGAUAUCGGACUGCUCAAAACAACAACAAAAAUAAUUUUCAAUGAGUUUGUUCGACCAAUUCCACUCGGAAGACGCAGAAUAACUGGAAGCUUACCUGCAAUUGCAGCUGGAUUCGGUGCUUAUUCACCAAAUAUAACUAUAGAUUCACCAGCAACUGAAUGGGUGAUGUCAAGGCACCUACAAUACAUGCCAGCAACGAUUAUUAGCCACAAUGAAUGCAACAUCCGAACAUCAUUUUUCAAUGCCUUAAAUCCAUUUUACUUAAUCAAGCCAAUCAUCCAUCCAACAAGCCACAUUUGUACAAUUCAACCAGCCAGUGGACUUUGCUUUGGUGACUCAGGAUCAAUGCUGAUUGCAGAUGGUGAAGCCGUUGGAGUUGUUGUCAGUGGAGUUCGUCUUUGUGGUCAAGUUGAUGCAGCUCCUGAUAUUUACACUAGAAUAUCCUCAUUUACUGGAUGGAUUGACAACUAUACGAAUGAAUUGAAUUGAAUAAAAUUGAUUUUUCUUUAUUAAGUUGAAUAAAAAAUUGAGAAAAAUUGA